This is a messenger RNA of Mangifera indica (mango), 2616 nucleotides long. RefSeq names its product U3 small nucleolar RNA-associated protein 25. NCBI's taxonomy places the organism in Eukaryota, Viridiplantae, Streptophyta, Magnoliopsida, Sapindales, Anacardiaceae. Bases 112 to 2394 code for a protein of 760 amino acids. The transcript has 25 exons. The record is from RefSeq and is a predicted model, not a curated record. Gene Ontology annotation, cellular component: nucleolus; small-subunit processome. Gene Ontology annotation, biological process: maturation of SSU-rRNA from tricistronic rRNA transcript (SSU-rRNA, 5.8S rRNA, LSU-rRNA). Gene Ontology annotation, molecular function: rRNA binding; U3 snoRNA binding.
GCCCGCUAGAACCCUAGUGCCAAAACCCUUUUGUAACAAUAACUCUCUAUCCAGACCAGUUUAAAACAGGAAUCCAGUAAAGUCACUUGAACCGAAAUUGUAUUUAGAACUAUGGGGAAGCAAUUUGGUAGAAAACAAGGAAUGAAGAAGCGAAAGAUUACGCCGAAGUUUGACAGAAAUAAGCGUGCGAAGAAAAACCAACAGAGGGAAGAAAAAGUGGCUCGCAGCCCGUCUCCAAGUUCAUCAGGGGAUGUAUCCGCUGAAGGAUCUAGCGGUAUUGCAUCUGAAGAGGAAGUAAUUUAUAAAGAGCCAUCCGUAUUUAAUAAUUUGUUGAUGAAACUGGGGUCAAGUAGUGGAUCUCUUGCCAAGGCAUUUAGGAUACGACAAAGACAAGAAGAAGGUAGAAGUGACUCGGAAGAAGAUGAAGGUGAUGGCUCUGACUCUGAUAAUCUGUUAGAGCAAGGGGAUGAUGAUGGUGAUGAAGAGACUGAUGAUAAGUCUCCUGCAAGUGAUAGUAAACUAAAGGAGCCCAACAACAUAGGCAUCGUGGAGAAAAGUUUAGAUGCCAAAAUUGAGGCUGAUUACGAGGCCUCUGACACAGAUGAAGAACAUUGCUUGGAUGUUGGUGGUCAACCUUCUGUAGAGGCAUCAACAUAUGCAAGUUCUUAUAAUGAACACUUUGGAUACAAUUUAUCAAAAGCAGAGGUUGACAACCUGUCAGACAAGAAAUGGAAAUAUAAAUGGGAAGUACCUGCUGUUGAAAUGUCAAAUUGUAAGUGGACAGGAACAGGAGAAUGUUUUCUUAAGGAUGUUAAUCCAAAUUCUGAUUAUGGUCUCAAAGCAAAGUUGUACAAACACUGGUUGGAUAUUUAUAAGGCAUCCGGAGGCAAUGACUUCAAUUCAUCCAAACAAAGAUGGUUUUUCUCUCUUUGCAACAGCUAUCGGGAUAUACUACACUGUAACAAGAAACCAUAUUACUAUAAAGGCCAGGAAGAAGACUCAAGUAUUAUGGACGCGUACCUCAUGCAUUCUCUCAAUCACAUCUUCAGAACUAGAGAUCUUGUGACAAAGAAUGAUGCAAAGGUGGCAAAAAAUAAAGAGAGUGGCAAGGAGGAAAUACUUGUUGGUGAUGGUUUCCUUGAUCGAGGAUUUACUCGUCCUAAGGUCUUGAUAUUGCUGCCGCUGAGAAGCAUUGCGCUUAAAAUUAUUAGGAGAUUAAUACGACUGACUCCUGAUGCUUACAAGGUGAAUGUCGAGCACCUUGACCGUUUCUAUGAUGAAUUUGGAAUUGAAGAGGAGGAAGAUGAGAAAGGCAAUAAUCAAUCAUCACAAGAUAUCCAUGGCACUGGAAAGACAAAGCCUCAGAAGUCUUCCAAACCCAGAGACUUUCAAAUACUUUUUGGUGGUAAUAAAGAUGAUGACUUUAUGAUUGGCAUUAAAUUUACAAGGAAGAGCAUAAAGUUGUACAAUGAUUUCUACUCCUCAGACAUUAUCAUUGCCUCUCCUAUCAGCUUACUUGCGAAAAUUGCGAAGACUGAAAAAAACAAAGAUUUAGAUGUCGAUUACCUUUCUUCUAUAGAGGUUCUUAUUAUUGAUCAUUCAGACGUAAUAUCAAUGCAGAACUGGACGUUUCUGACUUCUGUCGUUGAGCAAUUGAAUUGCAUACCAUCUAAACAGCACGGAACUGAUGUCAUGCGCAUUAGACAGUGGUAUUUGGAUGGAUAUGCAAGGUUUUACCGGCAAUCAAUUGUUUUAAGUUAUUAUUUGAACCCAGACAUCAAUUCUUUCUUUAAUCACCAUUGUGCUAACUAUCAAGGAAAGGUGAAAUUGGUAUGUCAAUAUAAAGGCGUUCUUCCCAAAGUAUUGCUCAAUGUGCGGCAGAUCUAUGAACGGUUUAAUGCUGACUCAAUAGCAGAUGCUGAUGAUGCUCGUCUUGAGUAUUUUACAAAGAAGGUGUUCCCAAAGAUAAAAGAUUCAAUUCAGGGUGGGAUUAUGCUAUUUACUAGUUCUUAUUUUGAAUUUGUUCGACUUCGAAAUUUCUUGAAGUCGCAGAAUGCAUCCUUCUGUCUGCUUGGAGAUUACACAGAAGCAAGUGACAUAUCUCGCGCGCGGGUUUGGUUUUUUGAAGGAAAACGAAAAAUCAUGCUCUACACAGAGAGAGCACACUUUUACCAUAGAUACAAGAUUCGCGGAAUCCAAAAUUUGAUAAUGUAUUCUCUCCCUGAGAGAAAGGAGUUCUACCCCGAGAUUGUUAACAUGCUUGAAGGGUCUCAUAACAUGACAUGCACUGUGCUUUUUUCUCGCUUCGAUAUGCUGCGGCUCGAGAGAAUUGUAGGUUCCGCCCCAGCAAAAAAGAUGGUCAAAUCGGAGAAAGGAGUUUUUGCAUUCUGUUAACAAAGUGUUCACAAAUGCAAUUCUAUUCUUCUUGGACUCGUUAAUCUUCCUCUUUUCUUAUUUCCUCAACACCACAAGAAGUGCGUAGUUCGCAAUUGUACAAGUUGAUAAAUUCCCAAAAUAUAUGUUAUAAAUGUUAGAUCUGACAAGUUUUUGUAUUGUAUAAUAUAAAAUUGGACUUGUAAUAGGUUUGGAUCUAAUAAGUUGUUGAGUUUGAAUCAA